This is a messenger RNA of Aethalodelphis obliquidens (Pacific white-sided dolphin), 2133 nucleotides long. It is a transcript of the gene RELL1, whose product is annotated as RELT like 1. The transcript is spliced from 7 exons. Gene Ontology annotation, cellular component: plasma membrane. Lineage: Eukaryota; Metazoa; Chordata; Mammalia; Artiodactyla; Delphinidae. Gene Ontology annotation, biological process: positive regulation of p38MAPK cascade. Bases 89 to 901 code for a protein of 270 amino acids. The record is from RefSeq and is a predicted model, not a curated record.
GUCUGUCAGCGCGCGGGCUCCAGAGCUGCUCUUCGUGCCGGAGCCCGGGACGGGGCGCCCCGGGGAAGGAGGGCGAAGGGCCGCGGCGAUGGCUCCGCCGGGACUCCUGGAGUCCGCUGUCCUCGCCGCAGCUGUCUUCGUGGGAGGCGCCGUGAGUUCGCCGCUCGUGGCCCCGGACAAUGAUGGCAGCCGCCUGUUACACUCCAGAACUGAGACGACGCCCUCGCCCACGAACAAUGGAAAUGGACACCCAGAAUACAUUGCGUACGCGCUUGUCCCUGUGUUCUUCAUCAUGGGUCUCUUCGGCGUCCUCAUCUGCCACCUGCUUAAGAAGAAAGGCUAUCGUUGUACAACAGAAGCUGAGCAAGACGUGGAAGAAGAAAAGGUUGAAAAGAUAGAGUUGAACGACAGUGUAAAUGAAAAUAGUGACACCGUUGGGCAAAUUGUCCACUACAUCAUGAAAAACGAAGCAAAUGCUGAUGUUUUAAAGGCAAUGGUAGCAGAUAACAACCUGUAUGAUCCUGAAAGCCCGGCGACCCCUAGCACUCCUGGGAGCCCACCUGUGAGCCCCGGGCCCUUGUCGCCAGGUGGCACCCCAGGGAAGCACAUCUGCGGCCACCAUCUGCACACAGUGGGUGGCGCUGUCGAGCGGGACGUGUGUCAUCGAUGUAGGCACAAGCGAUGGCACUUCAUAAAACCCACCAACAAGGCCAAAGAGGGCCGCUCAAGGCGCCAAGGAGAAGUUACUGUCCUCUCUGUGGGCAGGUUUAGAGUUACGAAAGUGGAACACAAGUCAAAUCAGAAGGAGCGGAGAAGUUUAAUGUCAGUUAGUGGGACCGACAGCGUCAAUGGGGAGGUGUCUAUGACACCCCUGAAGAGAGAGCGAAGUGGCACAGAGUAGCAGGAGUGACUUUAUUUGAAGAGUUCUAAGAGACUGAAAACUUAUGACAUAUAAAGUUGCCUAGGGAAUUAUUUUUUUAUCUUUUAUACAAUUUCUAUGGUGGAGUCUGCAGACAUGUGGAUGAAAGCUAAAAGGGAAUACUGUUGCUAUGCUGGAUACAGAAUUCAGUUUGCUUUGAAACAAGUUUUGGUUUAAAAAUGUCUGAUGAAAAAUUUAUUAUAUUUCCAGGGAGGAAAAGAGCUCAUGUUUUUGUCUUCCCAACCACCACCCCUCCCAAUCCCCCAUCUGUGGCCUUGGUGUACACACUGCAAUUUUUCCAGUAUGAUAACUAUGUACAGUGGAACUAUAUGUGUAUAGUCUGAGCUAAUGCUCAGGGUGUGUGUGUCUGUGAACUAUAUGUGUGUAGUCUGAGCUAAUGCUCAGGGUGUGUGUGUCUGUGUGUGCGUGUGUGUGUAUGUACACACAUGUCUGUGUGCCUGUGCUUCUGUUCCCCCAACCCUUAGAUCUCAUUUUGCUACUGGUUGUAAGACGAUCCCCUUACAGUUUAACUGUUACAAAAGAUAAAAGAUGAAUCUUUGGUGGUGAAGCCUCCUUGAAGAUAUAGUCUAACCCUGGGCAGUUGACCCCCCCAAGAGAUCAUGAAGUCAGAGGGAACCAGAUGCUAGACUUUGGAUUCAGAGACGAGAAAUCAGCACUGACCUGCUACCAGCAUGCCACUCCUAGGUCACUUAUAAAAUAUUGAGAGUUUUGGUUGUUUUUUUGUUUGUUUGUUUUAACUCAAGCUAAGCAAAUCUUAUUUAGCCAUUGAAUAAAGGGGGAAAUGGUUUAAAGUCACUAAAAAAAAAGUCUUGUUUUGACAACUCAAGGCUAAAACAAAACAAGACAAUCUCCACUUCUGGUGCAAGAUGGACCCACACCUUCCUCUGGUAUGUUUUCCUUGGUGUUCUUCCUGUUCUCCAUCUUGUAGCUAGUGUCUGUUAUUUAAAGGAUUCUUGAGGGUUACUUUCCCCUGUAGGUGUGGAAUACCCCACUUAAAAAAAAAAAAAAAAAGCUUUACAGUUUACAAAACACCUCAAAGAACCCAGAGGUGAAGGUAGUAGUACAUUUAUGGGAGGUCUGGGCCAAGAGGUUGGGGAGUCCAGGUACAGGGAAAUCUUCAAGACCUGCCUCCAUGUUGGUAGGGUGCCUUGGCACUUCCUUUAUUUCAAAAAGAAAGCACAAUUCUCAUUUGA